Messenger RNA from Trifolium pratense (red clover), 775 nucleotides. RefSeq lists its product as uncharacterized. NCBI's taxonomy places the organism in Eukaryota, Viridiplantae, Streptophyta, Magnoliopsida, Fabales, Fabaceae. The transcript is spliced from 2 exons. Bases 21 to 767 code for a protein of 248 amino acids. The record is from RefSeq and is a predicted model, not a curated record.
CCAUAGAGACUUCCCACUUCAUGUCAUUCAACCAACCACUGUCACACUCUGUUCUCCUUACGGGCAGAGAUUUCCAACCUCUGAGCCACAUUUGUGAGCUCCCACCGCCACCGAAACCACCCGACAGGGUUGUCACUCCAAUGUCGUCCCUCAAUUUGUCUUUGUUGGUCACCACCGGAAAGCACUUUUCAAUCUUACAAACUUCCCUCCAACUGUUUGAUGAAAUGCCAAAGUGCCACAUAACUUCUCUAACUUCUCUACCAACUGUUUGGAGUGCAAUCAUCAACAGGUGCAUGAAUAAUGAUCAGUUUGUUGCUUUUGAUUUGUUCAAAGACAUGCAUAGGAUGCCUACUACCCCUAGUGAUUUUCAAGAGUAUUUUGAUGACAAGCACAUGCUUUGUGCCGCUUGGUUGCUGGAAAUGCUUAAUCUAUAUGAAAGUAAUUAUGAAAACUGUGCUGAAAGUGAUCCUAUAAAGAAUUUUCUAAUUGAAGAAAUUAAGGUUUUGAAAGAGGUUAAGUGGAUUGGUCUUCCAAAUUUCAUGCUGCAAGCUGCAUUUAUUUCUUUACUCCAGAGAAAGCUUCAAGUGUCCACUCAAAGAGCAUGUGAGAAACUGAUUGCUAAACAGAAGAAUUCAAUCCAACAUGUGAUGGAGGCUGUUGAGUGUGGAAAAACAAAGGGGUCAGAAUAUUUGGUUUUGUUUCUAAAGCUGGUGUUUAUAGUUCUGAUUUGGAGGGUUUGGUUAGAGUUUCGAAUUAUCCACUCAUGAAGGUGAUA